CCCCGCCCACCCCAGCAGCACUUCCUGUACGAGCUCCGGAAGCUGAGGAGACAACGAGAGUUGCCGGUUGAGCCUGGGAAGAUCCGUGUUGCCCGCUGCUGUGAUCACAGGAAGAGACCAUGAGCACAGGUUUGAGCUUGGAAAAAACAUCUUCCUUCAGGAAAAAGCUGAAGUCUGCGCCCCAGUUCCUGCUGGCUCAGAAUGUUGCGACAAACAGUGAUCCGCUGGAGGUGUGUCUGCAAAGGCAGACCGUCCAGGACAGUGUGCACGUCUUUCAACACACCAUCCCCGCUGAGGGCAAACCAGUCACCAACCAGAAAAACUCAGGUCGGUGCUGGAUAUUUUCUUGCCUAAAUGUAAUGAGAUUACCGUUUAUGAAGAAAUUUAACAUUGAAGAAUUUGAGUUCAGCCAAUCUUAUCUGUUUUUUUGGGACAAGGUAGAGCGUUGCAAUUAUUUCCUGAAUGCCUAUGUUGAAACCGCACACCUGAAUGAGCCAAUUGAUGGGAGGCUUAUGCAGUUCCUGCUUUCAAAUCCCUGCAAUGAUGGAGGCCAGUGGGACAUGCUGGUUAAUGUAAUCGAAAAAUAUGGCGUUAUCCCAAAGAAGAGUUUCCCUGAAUCCCACACAUCGGAAGCUACUCGCAGAAUGAACGACAUCUUGAACCACAAGAUGAGGGAAUAUUGCUUGCGACUGAGGAACAUGCUCUCCAGCAGCUGCACAAAGGAAGAAAUCUCUACAGCUUUGGACACUAUGAUAGAGGAGGUAUACCGAGUGGUUAGUAUCUGUGUUGGGAGCCCUCCAGAAACCUUCACCUGGGAGUUCAGAGACAAGGAGAAGACGUACCACAAGAUUGGACCCAUCACUCCCCAAGAUUUUUACAAGGACCAUGUUAAACCCAUUUACAGUGUGGAAGACAAGAUCUGUGUUGUGAAUGAUCCUCGUCCACAAAACAAAUAUGGCAAAUUGUACACUGUGCAGUUCCUGGGGAACAUGGUGGAAGGCAGGAGAACACUUUAUAUUAACCAACCUAUUGAAAUAUUGAAAAAGUCGGCAGCUGAUUCAAUAAAAGAAGGAGAGGCGGUGUGGUUUGGAUGUGAUGUCGGAAAACAUUUUCAUGGAAAACUGGGGAUCAAUGACAUGAACAUAUUUGACCAUGAGCUGGUGUUUGGUCUGUCCGUCAAGAACUUGAACAAGGCAGAGAGACUAAUUUUUGGAGACUCGCUGAUGACACAUGCCAUGGCGCUGACAGCCGUCACAGAGAAGGAGGGCGAAGAAGGAGAAUAUGAAAAAUGGCGAGUAGAAAACUCAUGGGGAGAUGAUCGUGGAAAUAAAGGCUAUCUUAUCAUGACCGAUGACUGGUUCUCAGAGUAUGUCUAUGAAGUUGUUGUAGACAAGAAGUACAUACCGGAGGAAGUUCAGGAGGUUCUAAAGCAGGAAGCUGUGGUGCUACCAGCCUGGGACCCAAUGGGCGCCUUAGCUUAGGGGAAAAAUAAUCACAAAUGUUCCUACUGUCCUCUCUUCACCAUCAAGACUAGAAAUGUCCUACUUAUGUCUCUAUGUAGCACUGGAAACAUACACUCAACAGUACACUGCAUGACAAAGAAACGGGAUGGACAUGACACCCCAGGGGACUGCUGCCUACACCCACCACUCAGGAAGAGCAUCUCUUCAUUCCGCUCAUCAGACAUUUUUAUUAUUGUAUCAGUUUCUCUAUUUCUAUUCAUUCAUUUGCACCAAGUAUGAUCAAUUGGAGCCUUGUUCAGGUUCAGAAGCUCUACUAAUUAUGAUGGCAGAAUCUGCAUAUUGAUGAUGAUUUGUAUAUUGUUGGGCACCAGAGGUACUGAAAAAGGGAUAUAAAUUUUCUUGUGUCUUUUCCCUCUAGAAAUAUCACAGAACAGUGAGAGUUGCAGAUACUGCUCUUUGGUACGUACACCUCUCUAAAUUCUUAAGCCUGGGACACACUGUGCGGAUCUAUCUGCAGAUCAGAUAAACACAUGCCGUACACGCUGAGCUUGUUUUUAGCUCAGUGUGUAUGUUUUUCUAUGGGAUCGGGAGAUCGGGCAUCUUAAGUUUUAAACAGCUAGAAGAUGCGACCUUCCCAUUUGACCUUUAAGCUGUUUAUUGCCUAACGCUCCUGCGUACACACCAAUACAAUUGUCAGGCCAAUUGAACUAUAUCAGGUGUUAGCCCCGAUCACUGUACAGGUGUAGCACUUACUUUAUACUCCAAAUCUUUUAGAAGACAACUGAAGAUUCAUUAGUAAGAAAACAUGUUGAAAUAUUGAGACAAAUGUGUGUGUACAAGCCACUCAAAAAUUGAGUUUUAAUUGAUUUAAAUUCCGCUUGACUACUGAAAGCUGAAUGACUGCUAUAAUAUCAGUCCAUGAAUACUGUGGAUUCACCAGAUUCAAUGGAAUGGGUGCUGUGGCUUAACCAAUUUGAAACCAGGGUGCAAAGUACUCACCAUCUGUAGUCAAGCAGGAGAUCUUGUAAUGGCGUAUUGCCUAUUAUGUUUUUAGUGUUUAGUGUUCGUUUUCCUAGUCAUGUAGCUCACUUCAGAGUGCUUCAUUAGUGAUACCUACUACUGUACUUUAAUUUUUUUAUUAAGUAUGAUCGUUAAAUCAUUGAAAUGCAACCUGAUAUACUCCAGGGGCCCCAUAAGUGGCCUUCUAACCUUCAAAGUGCUGCAGAUUGCCAUUAAGCACAGUGAUAAGUUAAAACAAUACAUUUAAUCAAAGAAAUCUCUUGCCUGUAAUAACAUAUUGGCAUGCAUUUUUAACAAGGAUUUCAAGCUAUAACAGAUAAAUAUGAUAAUAGAGGAGCAAGAAGCUGGGCCUGCAAGUGAAAACUUGUUAGCCAUCAAUGCCUUAAGUGGGUAACAUUUUUGGUAAAAAAAUAAUAAUAAUAAUAAUAAUGGCUGAGGGAAAUCCUCUGGGAUAUAAUAGUUGGCCAAAAAUGUUGAUCAUAGCUUUUAGUCUACUCACAAACUGUUGUAUACUGUAUCCUUUGUGCACGUUAUAAAGAUAUUACAAAUCACUGUGGGGCUUUGGGCCACUAGUACGUUUAUAUUCAUUAGAAUCCUCCAAUAGGACUUACUCUUUGAAGCAGUGUAUAAAAUACCAAAUUAAUGAUGUAUUUCAAUCUCGGCAGAAUUUUAUAUCUGAGGGCCUACCAAUAAAAUUUAGGGCUGGUCCUGGCAAUGCCUCUUCAGCCUCCCACUCUGUUCUCACAUUAGUGGAGUGUGAUCCUCAUUUGAACAGGCACCAGACUCCUAAGAACAAGUCCAAGGCACUUGGCAUGUGACCCAGCAUUGCCAGGCACCCUAGUCCUCUAGGCUCCAUAGGAACUGCGCCACAUCUGAAGUGGCAGUAACUCCAACAUUAUCUGUCACCCAAGCAGAUGGUGAUUUCAGUAAGCAAAAUAAAAUGGCUGCCCAGAAGAGAGAGUGAGCAGUAAGUAACGGCAAACUACAUCAGACAGCUUUAUGUCUCUUUACACUUUAUGUAUCGGGCUGUAUUUUUAGUUUGGAUGUAAUUUAGGCAUUAAUAUGCGAUGAUGUCAGACAGCCAAGCCAGAGCUCAAGCACUUGUGGUUUGUAGUUAAUUUUAUGCUUUUAUUCUUGUUUCCUACUUUUUAUUAUUUUGUCUGAUUUUAGAUGGUGCUUUUGAAAUUUUUAAUAAAAAAAAAAAAAAGGAAA
Pseudophryne corroboree (corroboree frog) is the source of this 3695-nucleotide messenger RNA. RefSeq names its product bleomycin hydrolase (gene BLMH). The coding region runs from base 120 to 1481 and encodes 453 amino acids. The transcript has 12 exons. Gene Ontology annotation, biological process: response to toxic substance; proteolysis; L-homocysteine catabolic process. The record is from RefSeq and is a predicted model, not a curated record. Gene Ontology annotation, cellular component: cytoplasm. Lineage: Eukaryota; Metazoa; Chordata; Amphibia; Anura; Myobatrachidae. Gene Ontology annotation, molecular function: cysteine-type aminopeptidase activity.